AUGAAUAUGGAUGAGAAGUCACCAGCUGCAGCUGGCCACACAGCUCCCGAGAGCCUACGCCGUCGGCCCCGGGCAUCAUUCCCACUCCUCCGUCAGAUAUUCCUUGUGGUACUCAGUCUUCUGGUCAUUUACAACGUCUACAAGGUUAGAGUACCCAGGGAACGUCUGAAGCAGACGCUUCAGCCGCUUGCUCCAAAGAGGGUACCACUCGAGAUUCAUAACAUAGUCAAGUGUCCCAAUGCGCAGGUUGCCUUGACGGCCUUGGUGCUCCCGACCAUUGAGCGUGUGCAUGACAAAGUCGACUUCAGACUCAGCAUUCUCGCGAGAGAAACCGAAGAGGGCAUGCACUGCAAGCAUGGCCCCGAGGAGUGCAAAGCUGCCAUGAUGGAGCUCUGCACGCAGGAUACACACCGGGACUCCAGGAGUCUUGUUGGCUUCCUCGAAUGCUUGACGAAUGAGUACCAGCGGAUCCCCGAGCGCGCACAUUACGAGGCCUGCGCCGCAAAGAACUCCAUCGAUCUUGAGAAGGUGGACCAGUGUGCUGCUAGGGAUGGAGGAGCAUACGCAUACGAGCUACUUCGGAAAAGUGCUCAGCGUACCAUUGAUGCGGGCGUGCACAUCAGUGGUACAAUCCGAUUGAACGAGAAGGUUUACUGUAUCCGGGAUGGGGACAAUGACACGUGGCUGGAAUGUCCCAACGGCCCUGGUGUUGAUGAGCUCGUCGAUGCCAUCGAACGCUUGUAUAAUGCGACGACAGAGGAACUGUGA
Diaporthe citri is the source of this 768-nucleotide messenger RNA. RefSeq lists its product as uncharacterized. Gene Ontology annotation, molecular function: oxidoreductase activity, acting on a sulfur group of donors, disulfide as acceptor. The transcript has 5 exons. The coding region runs from base 1 to 768 and encodes 255 amino acids. The record is from RefSeq and is a predicted model, not a curated record. Lineage: Eukaryota; Fungi; Ascomycota; Sordariomycetes; Diaporthales; Diaporthaceae.